Messenger RNA from Cyclopterus lumpus (lumpfish), 1491 nucleotides. RefSeq names its product transmembrane and coiled-coil domain family 2 (gene tmcc2). NCBI's taxonomy places the organism in Eukaryota, Metazoa, Chordata, Actinopteri, Perciformes, Cyclopteridae. Gene Ontology annotation, biological process: amyloid precursor protein metabolic process. The record is from RefSeq and is a predicted model, not a curated record. Gene Ontology annotation, cellular component: endomembrane system.
AUGUUGUCGACACUGGACAAGAGCGAGGUGGCAACUCUAAGCCUACCUUCCACCACCAGCCAUGGCGGCUCUGACGGUAACAUCAGUGCGGACGUUGCGCCGCCGCCAGCAGCAGCAGCAGCGUCUGGGGUCAUGGCCUGGGGUGCAGAGGGUUUUGGGGUUGGCGAGCCACAGCGGACACGCGCUGCCUUGGAGCAUCUGCAGCAGAAGGUCCUGAAGGUCACCGAGCAGAUUCGUGUGGAGCAGGAGGCCCGGGACGACAACGUCGCAGAGUACCUGAAGUUGGCCCACAACGCAGACAAACAGCAGGCGUCUAGGAUCAAGCAGGUGUUUGAGAAGAAGAACCAGAAGUCAGCACAGACCAUUGCACACUUGCACAAGAAACUAGAGCACUAUCACAAGAAGCUAAAGGAGAUAGAGCAGGGUAUGUGAGCACGUUGUAAUGGACCGGCCCGGCAGCCUAAGGAUGUCCUGCGGGACAUGCAGCAGGGAUUAAAGGACGUCGGGGCUAAUGUUCGUGCUGGGAUAAGUGGUUUUGGAGGUGGUGUAGUUGAAGGGGUCAAAGGUGGAGUAACUGCCCUCACUCACACAGCCGUGGUCUCCAAGCCGAGGGAGUUUGCCAGUCUUAUCAGGAACAAGUUUGGCAGCGCAGAUAACAUCGCUCACCUGAAGGACUCACUUGAGGACGGAGUCGGGGGCCACUCCGAGGACACCCUCACACCUCGUGCACUGAGUGGAAGUGCUACUCUGGUCUCCAGCCCAAAGUACGGCAGCGACGACGAGUGCUCCAGCGCCACGUCCGGCUCCGCAGCAGGCAGUAAUUCAGGUGGUGCGGGGGGAGGAGGGGGACUUUUGGGUCCAACCAUGGGGAGCCCCAGACUGGAUGGACACCACCACCACCACCAUCACAUGCACAGCUCCUGGGAUUCUCUUCUUGAGGGCCUGCAGGAGAUCAAAGCCAGUCAGGCGCACAUGGAGGACGCCAUCGAGGACAUGAAGGGUCAGCUGCAGAGUGACUACUCCUACAUGACACAGUGCCUGCAAGAAGAAAGAUACAGGUAUGAGCGACUAGAAGAACAGUUGAAUGACUUAACGGAGCUACACCAGAAUGAGAUGACUAACCUUAAACAGGAGCUCGCCAGCAUGGAGGAAAAAGUCGCCUACCAGUCCUACGAGAGAGCCAGAGAUAUUCAGGAGGCGGUGGAGUCGUGCCUGACUCGCAUCACCAAGCUGGAGCUGCAGCAGCAACAGCAGCAGGUCGUCCAGUUGGAGGGAGUGGAGAACGCCAAUGCUCGAGCUCUGCUGGGCAAACUCAUCAACGUCAUCCUGGCGCUCAUGGCUGUGCUGCUGGUUUUCGUCUCCACCUUGGCCAACUUCAUCACCCGCUGAUGAAGACCCCGAGCCCGGGUGGCCGCCACCGUCCUGCUGACCUUGCUUCUGUUCGUCCUGAAGCAGUGGGACUUUGUGGAGCCAUGGCUGCUGCCCAGCUGA